Messenger RNA from Episyrphus balteatus (marmalade hoverfly), 2136 nucleotides. RefSeq lists its product as uncharacterized. The transcript is spliced from 7 exons. Gene Ontology annotation, cellular component: membrane. Lineage: Eukaryota; Metazoa; Arthropoda; Insecta; Diptera; Syrphidae. The coding region runs from base 89 to 2077 and encodes 662 amino acids. The record is from RefSeq and is a predicted model, not a curated record.
CAUUCAGACCAGUAGAAGUCGUAAAUCCAUAUUGAAUUAAAUAUAAUAAAAUUAAAUUAAAUUAAAUUAAAUUAAACUAAAAAAAAAAAUGUUUUCACUAUUUCGAUUUGUGAUUAUAAUUAUUUUAACAUAUUUAUUAACUACAGUUAUCAAUGGGCAACGAUCCCAACGCAAUCGGUUACGUUUAUGCUCAAUGGUUAAUGUUCCAAAUGCUUUAGUACGUUUCAAACAUAAUUUCAAAAUAAUGCGAAUAAAUUGUGUGACAGGUUUUAGUUUACAAGGAAGCAAUAUUGUCGCUUGUGAAAAUGGCAAAUGGAAUGCUGAAACUCCAGUUUGUACUAAAGAAGGAUGUCCGAAACAUGAAACUCCCCAAAAUGGCUUAAUAAUGCCAACUCGUCAUAAAGCGAAUCUCUACUGUACGGAUAAAUACAAAUUAGUUGGAGGCAAAGUUACUUAUUGUAAUGGAACACAUUGGGAUCGCCCUUUGGGCAAAUGUGAGGAAACAAACGAUAAAAUCCAACUAGCUUGUGAUUUUGAAUCAGAUGAUUUGUGUGGUUGGUCACACGAUGAAACACACAAUUUCGAUUGGAAACGUAUUAUGGCGGCAAAUUUAUUUCAACAACUUCGAACUGGUCCACAGCAUGAUCAUACAACAUUCACAGCUGAUGCAGGACAUUAUAUGCUGAUGGAAAGUUUUGAUCAGCAGCCACAUAAUGUUGCUCGUUUAAUCUCACCAAUUUAUUCGAAAACUCUAACAAAUAACUAUGGGUGUUUUAAAUUUUUUUAUUUUAUGUAUGGAGCAGCGGUUGGAAGUUUAAAUGUCUACGUUAAACCUGUGUCAGUGGAUCUUGAAGAAGUGCUGCAGGAGACGAGAUAUAAAUACUUUGGAAUAAGUGGCAAUCAAAAAAAUAUAUGGAAAGAAGGUCUAUUUAUUAUAAAACAAUUACCAGAAGAUUUUCAAAUUAUCAUCGAAGGUACGGCUGGAAUAAAUCACUUAAGCGAUAUUGCAAUUGAUGAUAUUGAAUUAAUGCAAUAUUCUAAAUGCUCUUCAUUAUCAUCAACUGGUGGAGUAACAAGAUUACCUGAUUUUACAGAUUAUGCAAUUUAUGAUGUGCAAUCGUGUGAAGGCCGUUGCAGUGAAAUUAGUCCCUCAAAUUUUGGUAUAACAAACAAGGAAGGUGUUUUUUACAAAUCUUGUGAUUGCCAUGAAGAAUGUGAAUCAUUAAAUACAUGCUGUCCAAAUUAUCGAUCAGUUUGUGAAUUUGGCAGCAAUGGUGAAACGACAAGUGAAUCACUAGAUUCGGCAACAAAUCUUCCUUUGUCAAUGCUCAAUUACACAAAAAUCAUCCCGACAACAAUAACAACAUCUUUAACAUCAACAACAACAACAACAACAACACCACCACCUACCACCCAAACUAAAACAACACCUUCUUCAACAACACCCACAACAUCUACUACUAAAACUACAAAAACUACAAAAGUAUCAACAUACUACAAUGAUGAUGGUAGUAGGCUUUCGACAUCGUCAUUUGUUAAAACUAAAAAAUCUGAAACUGAAACAGAAAGAACAACAACAACAACACCAACAACAAUAACAACAACAACAGCAAAAUCUUCAACAUCAACUUUAUUAAUAUCAACAGAACUGGGAAAAAUAUCAACCAAAAUCAGAAAUGCAGAAGAAGAGCCCACAAUUCUCAUCGAAAAUAGCACCAAGAUUCUAGAAACGACUUCAGCUCAACCUACAUAUUCACAGGAUGACAGAAUUCAUUUAAAUAUCAUAACAUCACAAUCAAUUCCAACAACAGAAAAUGUUUUGAUUUCACGAAAAGAUAAAAUUAUUACCUGGCAAAUCCCUAAAAACAAAUUUAAAAGACAAAAGGACAAUAAUGAUUCAAAUUCGAUAACAUUAAAUCUUACUUUAUUUGUCGUCAUUACUUUAAUUGUCUCUUUGGCAAUCAAACAUUAUAAACUGAUUAAAAAUAUUAAACAACGUCAUAUUAAUCGAUUUUUGAAGAAAGACCACGAAGAUGCUACUGUAUUAAUUUACAACCAAGACGACGAAUUAUUGUAGUGAUUUAAAAGCAGACAAAAAUAAAUUUGAAUAAAAGCAUUCCUUUUUUGUUUAUUUGU